Molecule: messenger RNA, 562 nt
Organism: Oryzias melastigma (Indian medaka)
Lineage: Eukaryota; Metazoa; Chordata; Actinopteri; Beloniformes; Adrianichthyidae
Product: leucine-rich repeat-containing protein 30-like
Exons: 4
Coding region: 1-372 (123 amino acids)
Molecular function (GO): protein binding
Source: RefSeq, a predicted model, not a curated record
AUGACGGAGAAGGCUCUGGCCGGAUUUCGGAGGUUAAAGGUUUUCCUGGACCUGUCCUGUAACCAUCUGGAGAAUCUUGCAGAGAACAUUCAGAGCCUGGUCAACCUGAAGAUCCUUAUUGUGGAGGGAAACAACCUUCACUCUCUGCCAAAAGCUGUCUGCUUUCUCACCAGAUUGGAGCUGCUAAAUCUGGACUUUAACGAUAUCAAGGAUGUUCCCCAGGAGAUGCACCAACUGUUACAGCUGCAGAAGCUAGCUUGUCAUCCUCUUGACAAAGGUCUCCACAUCAUCCACAACCCACUCCUGAAGCCUGUGAAGGAAGUGCUGGAGGGAGGGCUGAGUGCCCUCUUCAACUACCUGAAAGCCGGUUAAGACGAGGCCGGGGCCUGUCCAUGCUGUCAGUUCAUGGAGCUGUAUGGGAAUGAUAUCCCUGGGAGGCAGGGCCAGUGUCUGCAGUGGGCCUGUACUACCAGAGCCUCCUCAGAAACUCGGUCUUAACUGAGCCAGAACAGGCACAUUAACAUUUGUUGAAGUUCAUAAAGGUGGAUCAGGUUAAGUUUAA